GCACAGCGCAGUAACACUGCUGUCGGCCCCUCUCUCGCAGGUCCUUCAAGCCAGACUUCAUCCUGGUCCGCCAGCACGCCUACAGCAUGGCCCUGGGCGAAGACUACCGCAGCCUGGUCAUCGGCCUGCAGUACGGAGGGCUGCCCGCUGUCAACUCCCUCUACUCCGUCUACAACUUCUGCAGCAAGCCCUGGGUGUUUUCUCAGCUCAUUAAGAUCUUCCACUCCCUGGGUCCUGAGAAGUUCCCGCUUGUGGAGCAGACGUUUUUCCCCAACCAUAAGCCAAUGGUGAGUGUCCUGUCUACGCUGCUUAUUCGCGUGAUCUGGAGUGACACGUGUCUGUGUUCUCCGUCCAUUUGGAUGGAGGAGGUGGGCCCGGGGUGGCUCUCCCGGGAAGAACCGCAAUGUCUUACGGGACGCCCGGCUGUCCUAAGGGAAGAGUCCCCUCCGCAGGUGGGAUUUAGGCCACAGGACGCAUGACCAAGGGGGGCAGAGUUCCUUGGGACUUCAGGGGUUUGGGGCACACAAGGGGACAACUUGAACGAGCAUGUGGGGGCCAAA
Molecule: messenger RNA, 560 nt
Organism: Myotis brandtii (Brandt's bat)
Lineage: Eukaryota; Metazoa; Chordata; Mammalia; Chiroptera; Vespertilionidae
Product: synapsin-3-like
Exons: 2
Coding region: 87-479 (130 amino acids)
Biological process (GO): neurotransmitter secretion
Cellular component (GO): synaptic vesicle membrane
Source: RefSeq, a predicted model, not a curated record